This is a messenger RNA of Solanum verrucosum, 830 nucleotides long. RefSeq names its product cyclin-J18. Gene Ontology annotation, cellular component: nucleus; cytoplasm; cyclin-dependent protein kinase holoenzyme complex. The transcript has a single exon. Gene Ontology annotation, molecular function: cyclin-dependent protein serine/threonine kinase regulator activity. Gene Ontology annotation, biological process: regulation of cyclin-dependent protein serine/threonine kinase activity; mitotic cell cycle phase transition. Bases 114 to 830 code for a protein of 238 amino acids. The record is from RefSeq and is a predicted model, not a curated record. NCBI's taxonomy places the organism in Eukaryota, Viridiplantae, Streptophyta, Magnoliopsida, Solanales, Solanaceae.
UGCUGAUUUUGUUUGCACUGGGUUCCAACAUCACCUGGACAAAUAGAUAAAUUUUGGUUGCGGUGAAUUUCUUCAACAUUUGGUUCUCUUAGGCAUUUCAGACAACAGGUUCUAUGCACAGAGAGGGAUCGAGAAUGAAGGAGGAGGUUUGCUCUUGUUUGCGAGCUCGACUUGUAGAAUUCCUCAUUCAAUCAGCUCAAGACCUUCAAGUUUCUCCGAUCGUCAAAUACUCAGCACUGUCACUUUUCGCCGAUCGAUUCUACCCAGCUCUUACCGGGGAAGAAACUAAGGAUGCUAAGAGCUGGCUCUUACGGCCUCUGAGAGAAAGCAAUUUGCAGCUAUUUGCGCUUGUUGCAAUAUGGAUCUCAAGCAAAAUACACGAUUCUCCUUCCCUAAGUGUGAAAUCCUUCAAGUCUCUGGCUGACAUCACCAUUAAAGAGCAGCAUUUUACAACAAAGGAUUUUCUGGAAGCUGAGCUAGUGUUAAUGCAGGUAUUGAAAUUUGAGAUCGGCAUGUUAAGCAUUCCCUUCCGAUUCUUCGAAGAUCUACUUACGAAGUUUAGUGAAGUUGCUAGAGUUGGAAAGCAAUUAAGCUUGGAAGCUUGCAUGGAUAUCAUGGACCUGAUAUAUGAAAAGGGGGAGAUUUCAUCUUUCAAUUGUUCUUCUCAUCAUCUAGCCGCAUCGAUUGUUGUUGCUGCAUAUGCAAUCACAGUUCCAUUGCAAAAGAGUGAAUUCCCCAUUCUUGUAUGGGUUAAGUUUGUCACUUCGUGCAGAGAGGAGGAUAUUGUAGACACUGUCAAAAAUAUUCUAAUGCAUGUGUUUGAAGCUUGA